AUGCGCACUUUUGCUUCAUCGCCGACGCCCAUUGUGGCCAGGCGCGACGACGACGGAAAUAUCGUCGACAGAGACAGCCAGGCAAGCGGCAUCCGGGCCAUGGUAAUGAGUGUGUCUUACCUCAAGAAAUACGAAGUACUGCGCAGGAUCUCUCCACCGCGGCCAGUGCCUCCUCGUCGCGGUCCAUUCAUUGCCAUCGAGGGCCACAAUGCUGCUCUUCGAGAUGCUGUCGGCCGUAUUGUGGAGCGAGCACUUGUCUCCUGCGGCGAGUGCAACAUCCGCAGUUGGACCAUGGCCCCUCUGGAAGGAGACGAGGCCGAUGGCGUUGCCUCUGGAAUUCAUGGUACGCAGAAGAGAAACACAGACAGCGGCGUGGGAAGCAGCAUCCAUGGCGAAGAUGUGAGCAUGGCACCCAGCCCAGAGUCUGGUGGUGACUGCAACAGCCGCCGUGGGAGUACAAGCUUUGAGAGCGCCCACCCAACGUCGCUCUCUUUUACCAUCAGCACGAUCGAGGAUCUUAUGCGGCUCGUUCCAACCUGGCACAAGAUCGCGACUGAAAUCAACGAUCACAUUCACACGGAUGGCGGCAGCUCGGAGAUUUUGGGGUCGGUUCCGUUGUCGAGGAAGGGGAAAGACAUCUCCAACGGUCCACCAUCACCAGCCAGGUCUCCAAUGGACUUGCGACUCUCGCCGGCCUCACUGUCUUCGGCAUUGCAGAGUGAAGGUUCGUCCAAAGCAUCUGAGAGCUCUCGGAUGGUACAGACCUGUGACGGUUCACAAGCCUCUGCCAGCCCCUCCCUUCACUCGACAACGACAGCACUCGCAAAUUCACAGCCAUCCCAACUCUUGCCUGUGGCGCUGGUCACCACUGGAUACAGCCUUGCCAUUGCGGACAAGUGUGCGAUUUCCAUCCCCAUCAACGACUCGUUCCCCCCCAUAGCCCACUGGGAAUACAUGGCCGGACUAUGGCGUGGCACACCAGGGCCAGACUUGGUGGUCUACGCCGAUCCCUCACCACCGCCUUUAACCAGCAAUGGGGCACGUGGCCCCACUGUCCACUUCAUGGACCAAGAGGGCAUUCUUGUUGCCCACAUCCCGCCUCCCAAGACAGCAGUAGACAAGCAAGUUGGCAGCGCGGACCAUAGCAAAGACACCAACAGCAACGACAAGGAUGGUGAUGAUGAUGGAAGCAGUGUCAUGGACCAAAAGACGGAAAGGCGGUUGACGUUUGAGAUCUUGGAGCUGGUGCGUUCGGGAAACUUUGGAGCAUUUAAAGAAGAGACCUAG
Molecule: messenger RNA, 1287 nt
Organism: Sporothrix brasiliensis 5110
Lineage: Eukaryota; Fungi; Ascomycota; Sordariomycetes; Ophiostomatales; Ophiostomataceae
Exons: 1
Coding region: 1-1287 (428 amino acids)
Source: RefSeq, a predicted model, not a curated record